Chanos chanos (milkfish) is the source of this 1613-nucleotide messenger RNA. RefSeq names its product tRNA methyltransferase 61A (gene trmt61a). The transcript has 4 exons. Gene Ontology annotation, biological process: tRNA methylation. Gene Ontology annotation, cellular component: tRNA (m1A) methyltransferase complex; nucleus. Gene Ontology annotation, molecular function: tRNA (adenine(58)-N1)-methyltransferase activity. Lineage: Eukaryota; Metazoa; Chordata; Actinopteri; Gonorynchiformes; Chanidae. The record is from RefSeq and is a predicted model, not a curated record. Bases 147 to 1052 code for a protein of 301 amino acids.
CACAUGUGGGACACUGUCUUGCCUCACUCUUAUUGUUGCUAGUAAAUUUACUCGAAAAAGCAGCAGAUACUCUUGUCAGAAUAACACGCUGCGUUCACUGUGUGACAGACUCUGUUAGGUAAAACUGAACCGUCACUGGUGUCCCCAUGAGUUUUGUGGAGUACUCAGAGUUCAUCAGAGAUGGGGACGUGGCCAUCGUCUUCCUGGGUCACGACUCUCUCAUGCCAGUGAAAGUUCAGUCUGGGGCGCAGACGCAGACUCGUUAUGGGGUCAUCCGCCACUCCACCGACCUUAUAGGUCAACGGUUCGGCUCGAAGGUGACCUGCAGUAAGGGAGGGUGGGUGUAUGUUCUGCACCCCACCCCAGAGCUCUGGACAGUGUGUCUCCCUCACCGCACACAGAUCCUCUACACCACCGACAUCGCCAACAUCACGCUGAUGCUGGAGCUCAAACCAGGCUCCGUCGUCUGUGAGUCAGGAACAGGCAGUGGCUCCUUGUCUCAUGCCAUCCUGCGUACCAUCGCACCCACAGGGCAUCUUCACACAGUGGAGUUCCAUGCCCAACGGGCAGAGAAGGCUGCCCAGGAGUUCAGGGAGCACAAGGUGUCACACCUGGUAACCGUUAAAAACCAGGAUGUGUGCAAAGAGGGCUUUGGGGUCACAGGUGUGGCUGAUGCCGUCUUCUUGGACAUCCCCUCCCCUUGGGAGGCCAUCACUCAUGCCAAGAGAGCCCUGAAACGGAAAGGAGGACGUCUGUGCUCGUUCUCUCCGUGUAUGGAGCAGGUCCAGAGGACGUGUGAGGCUUUGCUGUCUUUGGGGUUUGAGGAGCUCUGCACUAUGGAGGUUCUGCUCCAGACCCAUGAUGUCCGCACUGUCUCUCUGCCUUUGCCCGACUUUGGACCCAAGGACGGCCAGAGUGAGACCACCCCCAAUCCCGCCCCUGACGGAACACCUUCUGCUCAUGCCUCAGUCACCUGCCGGACGGCCACGCCCCCCAGAGAGAUCGCAGGACACACGGGGUACCUGACCUUUGCCACCAAACCCAGGGAUUAGAGGAAGAGUGUGAGUGUGUGUGUAUGUUUGUCUGUUGAAGGGCACAGUGUCCUAUGUGCUCACGGUGGCGACUGUGACGGGACUGUGACUGUGUGGUUCUGCCAAAACCUGGAGAUGGACUUUAAGGUUGAGUUUAUGGAGGUACCCAUUUACCUGAGCCUGUUACUGUACUGCUGUCUGAGAGGUGGUGACAAGUGAGACGUCUGGAGAAUUAUGUGAGCUUUGAUUUGACCAACAGACAAACCUCUCUCUGAGGACAGCCAUAGGAAGAUCCACAAACAGGCUGGUGUGGAGUUAGAGCAUCUGGAGUGGAAUGGAAAAACUGAAACAAAGGAAAUUAUCUUGCAUAUUGAGGAUCUUGUCAGCCCCAUCAGUCAUGGCACACCAGACUAGUCAACAGCCAAAGAUCACUUGAAAUCAAAGAAUGUGCAGCCAAACCCACUGAAAGCUUCACCAGCAGCAGAAAAGCUGAUUUUGUUUGUAACCACACAUUGCUUCAUCAAAGUUUUGCUCACAGCAGUUAAAAGGGCCUUGGAAUUUUUUGUUACUGUUUUCCUUGAG